Aspergillus uvarum CBS 121591 is the source of this 1121-nucleotide messenger RNA. RefSeq lists its product as uncharacterized. Bases 75 to 1064 code for a protein of 329 amino acids. Gene Ontology annotation, cellular component: membrane. Gene Ontology annotation, biological process: arachidonate metabolic process. The transcript has 3 exons. The record is from RefSeq and is a predicted model, not a curated record. NCBI's taxonomy places the organism in Eukaryota, Fungi, Ascomycota, Eurotiomycetes, Eurotiales, Aspergillaceae.
UGUGACUUUGAGAAUCUGGAACAGCAUUCGAUUUGACUUUGCAUCUAUAGUCGACACGACCACUGACUGUAUCGAUGGUGGAGCGCAACAUCAGUCUCCUCAGCCUAGAUGGCGGGGGUGUCAGAAGCCUCUCUUCACUUUACAUUCUCAAGCACAUCAUGGAGUCUAUUGACGGCGAGAAUACACCACGGCCAUGCGACUAUUUUGAUCUCAUCGGGGGUUCGGGCUCGGGCGGGUUAAUUGCGAUCAUGUUAGGCCGCCUCAAAAUGGACAUUGACCAGUGUAUCAAUGCCUAUCGACGACUCCUGAAAUUCGUUUUCGCUCGCAAAAGACAUAUCCCUUUCACGAGCAACCUGUGCCGGCAGUCGAAAUAUGAUGGACGAAGGGUGGAAUCGGCGAUGAAAGCAAUUCUCCACGAGCUUGGGUAUGAGGACGAUUUACUUCUGAAGGACGUUGAUACUUCGUGCAGAGUCUUCGCCUACAUUACAGAUGACGGUUCCAAACGAAACUCUGCCCCCUUGACGAGCUACCCCAGCAAAUAUUGCUCCAACGAGCUGUUCAAGACCGCGAAAGUGUGGCAGGCAGGGAAAGCGAGUAUGUCCACACCACCACUGUUCGACCCCGUCCCGAUCGGCCCCAGCGGGCGGCAGUUCUACAACAGCACCACUGAAGCAAACAACCCGGUGCGGGAGGUCUGGAUAGAGGCCAGAGGAGUCUGGCCCUCGGGGUCGUUGGACAGCCAGAUCCAAUGCCUGAUAUCGAUUGGCACCGGCGUGCCGUCGAUCAAGCGACUCAACAAGUCGAUGUUCGGCUUAAUCAAGACGAUGCCCACGGACUAUGUCGACACGGAGAGGGACAUGAACAAGUUUAUCAGGGAGCAUACCGAGCUGGAUGAUGCAAGCCGCCUGUUUCGCUUCGAUGUGCCAAACGGGCUGGCGGAGAUAGGUCUCGAUGGUGUGGAUGAGCUCGAUACGAUUAUCGAUGCGACCCAAGAUUAUCUCGCCAAGGAGCUCGUUUACAAGCAGGUUCAGCGGUGCGGCAUUGCCCUUGGUGGCUUUCGGUAGACUGACUGGCUUUUAUCUGUUUGCCGGCCAAUCCAUGCUUGGGCCAGGACCGAUUAG